CCAGUUGAGGAUCCGUAGUGCCAUACUGUUAACCUCGUGGUUUGCCGUAGAAAUCUCAAGGUAACGUUAAUAUCAAAGACCCUCUGCUUGCUCGGUUAAUACUGAUUUAGUAUCGCCACCAAACUAAAAGAAUAAUUUAGUAUCAAAUAAAAUGAGCGGAAAGAAAGCAGAUGGGCAAUCGGGUGGUGUGAUGGGCUGGAUAAGCUCAGCUUGCCGUUUUGCAGCGGACAGAAAUGACUUCAGAAGGAAUCUCCUUGUAAACCUGGGUUUAUUUGCAGCGGGUGUUUGGGUCGCAAGAAACCUCUCAGAUUUCGACUUAAUGUCUCCUCAGCCAGUCACGUAACUCCCCAACAACAACAAAAAAAGGACUUGCAGGUGGUGCUGAAAUGGAAGAACAGACCUUUUCUACAGUGGGUCUUGUUGAACAAGCCCAUUCGACACUUAAGGGAAUAAAUAAUAUCCCAGCAAUUGUAUGAUUACAAUUGUAGAUUUCUUGUGUAGAAAUAAAGCUCAUGUUGAAACAGUU
Messenger RNA from Megalobrama amblycephala (Wuchang bream), 526 nucleotides. It is a transcript of the gene tomm6, whose product is annotated as translocase of outer mitochondrial membrane 6 homolog (yeast). The coding region runs from base 152 to 343 and encodes 63 amino acids. Gene Ontology annotation, cellular component: mitochondrial outer membrane translocase complex. The transcript has 3 exons. Lineage: Eukaryota; Metazoa; Chordata; Actinopteri; Cypriniformes; Xenocyprididae. The record is from RefSeq and is a predicted model, not a curated record.